Molecule: messenger RNA, 285 nt
Organism: Nematocida minor
Lineage: Eukaryota; Fungi; Microsporidia
Exons: 1
Coding region: 1-285 (94 amino acids)
Source: RefSeq, a predicted model, not a curated record
AUGAGAAUAAUACAGCUAGCCGUAGUAGUGUGUGGAUGCAUAGGAGCUUGUUUCAGCAGGUUUGCAGUCGGAGACAAAUACACUUUAUCCUCUUCUAAGCUGCACUAUAAUCUAAGCAAGAUGAACGAGCUUCAUGACAAGCACAGAGAUGAUAUGCUGGAUAACAAUGUGCAUGGCAUGCUAGCAGAAGCCAAAGAUGAAUACGAAAAUAUAAUGAAGCUAAUAGAAGAGCACAGCAUUUGCGAGGACAAUGAGGAUCUGUAUGAUUACAAAAGAGGCCUGUAG